AUGGAGAGAUCCUACACUUCAUCUGCGCCAUCGAUGGAAAUCGACAUGAUGGCUCAGUUUCUUGGAGCUGAUGAUCACUGCUUCAACUAUGAGUAUGAGCAUGUGGAUGAGUCCAUGGAAGCAAUAGCAGCUCUGUUCUUGCCCACCCUUGAGACUGAAUCCAACUCCUCCUCUAGCUGUCUCAACUAUGAUGUCCCUCCACAAUGCUGGCCUCAGCCAGACCAUAGUUCUAGUGUUACCAGUUUGCUUGAUCCAAACGAGAACUUUGAGAGCUUUGAGUUUCCAGUUAUUGAUUCGUUCCCCACAAGCGGCUUCGAUUCGCAUUGUGCUAUCCCCUACCUUACUGAGGAUCCGAGCUCUCUACAUGGCAAACGUUCAUCAGUCAUAGAGGAAGAAGCAGCCAGCGAUACACCUGCUACUAAGAAGAGGAAGGCUAGUGCUACUGCUACCACGAAGGGAUCAAAGAAAUCCAAGAAGGCGAGCAAAAAGGAUUGUACUGGCAUCGAGGAUGGCGGCGAUGCCUAUGUUGACACGCAAAGCUCUAGUAGCUGCACCUCCGAGGAGGGAAAUUUUGAAGUAAAUACGAAUUCAAGCUUGAAGAAGACCUGCACCAGGGCCAACCGCGGAGCAGCAACUGAUCCUCAGAGUCUCUAUGCAAGGAAGAGGAGAGAGAGGAUCAAUGAAAGGCUGAGAGUCUUGCAGAACUUGGUUCCCAAUGGAACAAAAGUUGACAUUAGUACGAUGCUCGAGGAAGCAGCACAGUAUGUCAAAUUUUUACAGCUUCAGAUUAAGCUGUUGAGCUCUGACGACAUGUGGAUGUAUGCGCCAAUCGCGUACAAUGGGAUUAACAUCAGCAAUGUUGAUCUGAACAUCCCUUCUCUGCAAAAGUAA
Messenger RNA from Miscanthus lutarioriparius, 891 nucleotides. The record is from the annotation of a GenBank genome assembly. NCBI's taxonomy places the organism in Eukaryota, Viridiplantae, Streptophyta, Magnoliopsida, Poales, Poaceae.